Molecule: messenger RNA, 1652 nt
Organism: Chelonoidis abingdonii (Abingdon island giant tortoise)
Lineage: Eukaryota; Metazoa; Chordata; Testudines; Testudinidae
Gene: SMARCB1
Product: SWI/SNF related BAF chromatin remodeling complex subunit B1
Biological process (GO): chromatin remodeling
Cellular component (GO): nuclear chromosome
Source: RefSeq, a predicted model, not a curated record
GGGCGGGAGGCGUUGCGUGGGGCCUGGCCUGGUAGAGAUGGGCUCCAGCGAGUGGGAGGUUAGGAGCAGGAGGAUCCCUCCUGGGGCAAAGGGGCUCUGGCUCUCCCCUACUGUGCGACCGCCCAGGAGCAGAGGAGAAGCAGCCCUCAUAGUGGCACCAUGCACCCAUAUGUGUCUCCCACUACUGCUUGGCCCCCUUGGAGAUGGGCCUGAUCCAGUAGGCUGAAGUGGGGAACUACCUACGUAUGUUUCGUGGCUCCUUGUACAAGAGGUAUCCCUCCCUCUGGAGGCGACUAGCCACAGUAGAAGAGAGGAAGAAAAUAGUUGCAUCUUCGCAUGAGUCUCAGCGGAGUCACAGCCCCAGAAGAUAUCACGGUUAUACGACACUAGCCACUAGUGUGACUCUCUUGAAAGCCUCUGAAGUGGAAGAGAUCUUGGAUGGAAAUGAUGAGAAAUACAAGGCAGUGUCUAUCAGCACAGAGCCUCCCACCUACCUCAGAGAGCAGAAGGCAAAAAGGAAUAACCAGUGGGUGCCAACCCUACCCAACAGCUCUCAUCACCUCGAUGCUGUGCCAUGCUCAACAACCAUCAACAGAAACCGCAUGGGCAGGGAUAAGAAGAGAACCUUCCCUCUCUGCUUUGAUGACCAUGACCCAGCAGUAAUCCAUGAGAAUGCAUCCCAGCCAGAGGUUCUGGUUCCAAUCCGAUUGGACAUGGAAAUCGAUGGGCAGAAACUCAGAGAUGCUUUUACGUGGAACAUGAAUGAAAAGCUAAUGACCCCAGAAAUGUUCUCAGAGAUACUCUGUGAUGACCUGGAUUUGAAUCCUCUGACCUUUGUUCCUGCCAUUGCCUCUGCAAUUCGACAACAGAUUGAGUCUUAUCCAACUGACAGUAUCCUAGAGGACCAGUCAGAUCAACGAGUUAUUAUUAAGCUAAAUAUCCACGUGGGGAACAUUUCCCUGGUAGACCAGUUUGAAUGGGACAUGUCGGAGAAGGAGAACUCCCCGGAGAAGUUUGCACUGAAGCUGUGUUCAGAGCUUGGGCUGGGUGGGGAAUUUGUCACCACCAUUGCUUACAGCAUUCGGGGACAACUGAGCUGGCAUCAGAAGACUUAUGCCUUCAGUGAGAACCCUCUGCCAACCGUAGAGAUUGCCAUUCGCAACACAGGUGAUGCUGACCAGUGGUGCCCUCUGCUCGAAACCCUAACGGACGCGGAGAUGGAGAAGAAGAUCAGAGACCAAGACAGAAACACAAGGCGCAUGAGACGUUUGGCCAACACUGCUCCAGCCUGGUAACCCUCCCUGACGUGACAGUGGUGCUCAUCCUCCGGACUGUCUCCACUCCUCUCCCCCAAAAGGACCUAGGAUUGGCAGGGGUUUGUCUUGAAUCUUUUUGGCCCAGAAUGAGGACACACAUUCCACUUGCCAAGCAGUUCAGAGUACUGCUGACUCCCGCCUCUGCCACCACCUUAAUGCCAUGUGCCGAGAAUGUUGCAUUUGCACGUUAUCCAUCAGAGAUCUGUGGCAGCUGUCAGAGCCCCUCAUGUACCUGUGUGUGGACUGAGUAAAGGUUUGUGGGGGGUUUGGUAUAGGUGCAAGGUGCACUGUUAUGACAACUUUUGAAAUAAAAGGAAUGCAUAAUGGUUGGUUUGA